Molecule: messenger RNA, 1449 nt
Organism: Miscanthus lutarioriparius
Lineage: Eukaryota; Viridiplantae; Streptophyta; Magnoliopsida; Poales; Poaceae
Source: the annotation of a GenBank genome assembly
AUGUCAGAAGCGAUCAGUUCCGCUGUCGUUGGGGAAGCAGUUAGCAGGAUCUUCUCUGCUAUCAUCAGCAAACAUGAGGAUGGCUCAGGUGAAGAGAGUGAGUUAGAGAGGUUGGAGAUGGCGCACAUCAAAAUGGAGGCAGCAAUUGACACAUCCAACAAGUGGCAGAUCACUGACGUGCCGCUGUUGCGUUGGAGAAAGAAGCUGAAGCGUGCUGCUCAAGAGUGCGAAGACAUGCUGCGUGGAUGCAAGCAACGUGCUCUUGAAGACGAAGAGACCAAAAAGCAGGUCAGGGAAUACUCGUUUCCUAGACGCGUUGCUCAUGCGACCAAAUCACUGGUCUCCUCUUUCAUCAAUCACAACAGUGAUGAAUGCUCAAGCAAGGCCAUGGUGCAAAGAUUCGAGAGGCUUGCAGAGGGUGCUGAUGAUUUCUUGAGAUAUGUGCAGCUUGGCGGAACACCAAAGCAAUAUAUGUUCUUCGAUCCUCUCAUUAGAAACCUUUUCGCAGGCAAAUUUGUAGAGUACAAAACGAUGCACCAUGGAAGCCAAUACCAUUACAUCGCCAUACGGCCCAUGAGCUUCGAGGAGCGUGGACUAGAGGCCAUGCUAUCAUUCAUCUAUGAAGACUGCAAGGUGCCUCACAACAGCUUUCGCCUAGGGUUUAUGCUGCGUCUUUCUGAGAGUACCGACAUCAUUGGGAUUGCAAUCAAGUGUCUGCAUCUGGUGACGCCUCACUUCAAAUCUACUGCUGAGAAGCAGCUUACUCAGCUCCCUACACAGGAUUUCUCUUGGUCAUCUCAAUGCAAUACAACACAUGUCAGGAAUGCUCACUGGAAUAGUGUUCACAACACUUUGACCCGGUGGUUCCGCCCAGAUCCUUUGUGCUGCAAAGGAUAUGAUUAUGAACACAAGUUGCCUGCUUGUAGCAGCACUGCAGAUGCAUCAUCGACUCUAUCGAACAUAUUUCCAGAACCUGUCUGUGAAGUGUUUUUGCAGCGUCACAUCUCAGUAUCCGAGUACAACAACCUGCAGGGAUCAUCCACGAGCUGCAGUAGUUCAUCUUCUCAAGAGGAUGCACAAGCACAGCCGCCUCUGAAGCUGGGAGUUCUCUUCAUCCCACAUGAUGGCGUCGUCGAUGACCUUACCAGUACUACUGGAGUUGAGAUUCAGAGCUCUGCAACAGAAGCAAUUGAUGGGGAGAAACAGCCUCGCACACUUGUCAAUGUCCAUCCACACCAACUUGACGAGAUGCUGAUACCAAAGGCAAUAGACUAUCUUUACAAUAAUUCUGGGGCGACCAUAUGUCAGAUAUCUUGGAGGUCUAGACACGGCAGUGCAAACCUUUGUGUAGAGAAAACAACAAAGCAGAUGACUAGGACUCGCAGGGUCACGCGAACAGCAGAUAGUGCAACAGUUUGCUCAUUUAGAGAGGUGGAGAGAGUUGACUAA